Hippoglossus stenolepis (Pacific halibut) is the source of this 2454-nucleotide messenger RNA. RefSeq names its product protocadherin alpha-8-like. The record is from RefSeq and is a predicted model, not a curated record. Gene Ontology annotation, cellular component: plasma membrane. Gene Ontology annotation, biological process: homophilic cell-cell adhesion. Lineage: Eukaryota; Metazoa; Chordata; Actinopteri; Pleuronectiformes; Pleuronectidae. Gene Ontology annotation, molecular function: calcium ion binding.
AGAGAGCAGCCACUACAGAUAUUUUUAAUUGAACUCGCUAUUUGUGGACUCUUUCGUUGCAAAAAAAAACUACAAUAGGCUACCAAUGGCUUUAGAUUCUUGCUGCGAGAAUUUACAUCGCAUGGUGUCAGUGUAACAUCAAAAAGGAGCCCAGCACGAGCACGUCAUCGUGGCGCUCCGGUUCCACCUCUUUCGGGAGUCCACCAGCCGAUGCAGUCGUUUCUGAGCUUAUACCGCUGCCUUUGUAAAAACUGUUCCCCAUCAUGUCUGUCGUUGUUGGAAGAGGAGGGACAUUUUCACACGUCUAAGAGUUGGAUGUUGCCAGUUUAACGAAGUGAUCGUUUGUUUGACGGAUUUUUGACUGAUACGUGUGUAACGAUGGAACAAAGAAGACGCGAGGGACGAACGGCGCAUGGAUGUUUGGUCAGCUGCUUGGUUGCGGUGCUUUUGUGGAGCGUGGCCGCGGCGCAAAUACGAUAUUCAGUCCGGGAGGAGGUUAACGAAGGAACUGUGGUCGGAAACGUCGCAAAAGAUCUUGGAUUAGAUAAGAACACGCUGAGAGAGAGGAAGUAUCGCAUUGUUUCCAGUAACGCGGAUCCUCUUUUCCAUGUAAAUCAGAACGAUGGCAUCCUGUAUGUGAGCCGGAAGAUUGACAGAGAGGAGGUGUGUGCGCAGAGCAGUACGUGUUUAAUCAAUCUAAAAACCGUGUUAGAAAACCCACUGGAGGUGCACUAUGUGGGAGUGGAGGUGCUGGAUAUAAAUGAUCAUUCUCCCAGUUUCCCAGAUGAAGACAAAACGUUGGAGAUUCCAGAAUCUGUGUUACCGGGAGUGCGUAUUCCUCUGCAACCCGCACGAGAUCCAGACGGUGGAGCAUUUUCUGUUCAGCAAUAUAGACUCAGCCAAAACGAACACUUCCACCUGGAAGUGAAAGAUAAGGGAGAAGAUGGUAAAAUACCCAUUUUAAUUGUGCAAAAAUCUUUGGAUAGGGAGGCAGCAGAAAGUCACUCAUUAGUGCUGACUGCCCUGGAUGGAGGAAAACCACCGAAAUCUGGUGAAAUGAAUAUACUAGUAAAAGUUUUAGAUAUAAAUGAUAACGCUCCUGUUUUCUCUCAGGACGUUUAUUCUGUGAUGCUCGAUGAGAAUGCCCCUAUCGGAAAAACAGUCAUACAAGUGAACGCAACUGAUGUAGACGAUGGUCCUGGUGGAGAGGUAGUUUUUUCAUUUAGCAAUAUCGUUAAUCGUAGGUUGUUGAAGCUUUUUGAUAUUAAUCCAUCUACAGGUGAAAUAAUUGUGAAAGGUUUAAUAGACUAUGAGGAGAAAGACAAACAUGAGAUUGACAUACAGGCAUCAGAUAAAGGUCUUGUUCCUCUAUCGACUCAAAAAAGUGUAGUUAUCAAGAUAGUUGAUGUGAAUGACAAUGCACCUGAGAUUGAGGUCACCUCUUUUUCGAGCUCCAUCCCUGAAGACUCCAGACCUGGAACUACAGUUGCUCUUAUCAGUGUAAAUGACUUGGACUCUGGUCUUAAUGGAAAAGUUAUUUGCUCAAUCGGUGAGAAUGUUCCUUUUACUUUAUCACCAUCUUUACAAGAUACAAUGUAUUCAUUAGUAACCAAAUCCCCUCUGGACAGAGAGAAACAGUCACAUUAUGACCUGACAAUAACUGCAAAAGAUGCUGGUCAACCUCCAUUAUCGUCUGAGAAGACAAUAAGUGUUGUGGUGUCAGAUGUGAAUGACAACAGUCCACAGUUUUCACUGAGCCCCUAUACUUUCUAUGUCACAGAGAGUAACAAUCCAGGCACCUCUGUGUUUUCUGUUAAAGCUUUUGAUGUGGAUGAGAAUGAGAAUGCACAUAUUUCUUAUCAUAUUCUCAGAGAUAGAAGUGAAGAUAAUAAACUAACUUCAUUUCUAAACAUUAAUUCUGAGAACGGAGACAUCAUGGCUCUAAAAAGUUUUGACUUUGAAACAGUGAAAACUUUCCAGUUCCACGUUGUUGCGUCAGAUUCUGGAACUCCGUCACUGAGCAGCAACGUCACAGUGAACGUGUUCAUUCUGGAUCAGAACGAUAACGCUCCAGUCAUCCUGUAUCCAGUCAGCUCCAACGGUUCUGCUGAAGGUGUGGAGGAGAUUCCCCGCAAUGUGAACGCAGGACACUUGGUGACUAAAGUCAGAGCCUAUGACGCUGAUAUAGGAUAUAACGGCUGGUUACUGUUUUCACUGCAGGAAGUUACUGACCACAGUCUCUUGGUCUACCGCUAUACAGGACAGAUCAGAACACUUCGCUCAUUCACAGAGACAGACGAGGCUGAGCACAAACUGCUCAUACUGGUCAAAGACAAUGGGAACGUGUCACUCUCAGCAACAGCUACUGUCAUUGUCAAAGUUGUGGAGCCCAAAGAAGCUUUUGCAGCUUCUGAUGUAAAAGUUCAACAAAAGCAGAUGAGGACAAUAAUGUGA